This is a messenger RNA of Plasmodium knowlesi strain H, 2340 nucleotides long. Its product is annotated as conserved Plasmodium protein, unknown function. NCBI's taxonomy places the organism in Eukaryota, Apicomplexa, Aconoidasida, Haemosporida, Plasmodiidae. The record is from RefSeq and is a predicted model, not a curated record. Bases 1 to 2340 code for a protein of 779 amino acids. The transcript has 11 exons.
AUGAACAAGGAAAACACAGAAAAGCUAAUCCGCAUAAUAAGCUUGCUGGAUAAAAUAUCCGAGCGCAAUGAUGCUAAAAACCCCAAGUAUGGUAAACUUAAGAGUUUUUUUUCAAGCGAGCUGUCAAAGACAUUCGACACUUUGGACAAUCAGAAGUCGGUGUUUCCGUUACACUGCGAAAAUGAUACGCGCGAUUUUAGUACCAACCAAAUAAUUGACAAAAUUAAAAAGACGAAAAGUUUUUUCUACUUCAAUAAAUCAUACUCGAGUGAACGGGACGAAUCCUCCUGUGGCGACAGGGCGUGGGUUGAAACGGGGAAGAGGGGGGGUGUUCCUCAAAAUGAGACGCAAACUGAGCAACAACCCGAACCGCUAAAUGGACUGUUAGGAGGAUUGAUAAGCGAACCCCCAACAGGCGCACAUACGCGAGAGCAGAGGCCCCGUAAGGAAGACUCAACAGAACGAGUAAAUAACAAGUGUACACAUUUUCCAGAUAGCCAUGGGGAAGAGAAAAAAUGGCCAAGCAUAAGAGAGACAACUGGUUGUGUGAAAGGAUCAAAUCAGGGUGCCAAAACAAACACAACCUUUUCCUUCGAAAGUGAAGGUUUUUCCUCUCCUAAACGAUAUACCGGUAGUUUCCACUUUAAAAGAAAGUCGCAACAUGAACCAAGAAACUACUUCAGUGACACUGAAUUAUUGGAAUAUUAUAACACGAAUAGAAAAAAAAGAAAUUUGCUAGAAAUUUUGAAGAAACAGCAGGUUAGGAAGUACAAGGACAAGUUGUGUGAGCACUAUGUGGACAAUCCGCUGUUCAUUGCUACAUCGAAGAAGUAUGGAAAUGUUCACGAUGAUGUUGAGGCAGAUGCAUACCUAGAUCAUAAAGAUCUUGGACAAUUACUGGAAAAAAUUUUAGAACAUUUGAACGUCAACCUGAAGGAGGCGAUGAAUAUAUACGUGAAGGAGAUAAAGAAACUGAACAAGGCGAACGAGACUCUAAGUAGGAAGCUCGAAACUGCCGUUGAGAACAACGACGAACAGGCCCAAGAAAUCAGAGACCUGAACAAGCGGAUAAGUAAAAUAGGGGAAGAGAAAACAGAGAUGAAUAAGCGAAUCGAGGGUUACGAAUUUACAAUACACAAGUCAAAGAAAUUAAAAAAUGAGGAACAAAAUGACAAGGAAGAAAACGGUGCACUGGACAUGGAAAUAAAAAAUCUCAAGAGGGAAUUAAACUUGGCCAAUUCAUUGAACGACAAAAUAAAAGAUGAAAAGUUGUAUCUCCAGGAAAGAAUAAAAAAUAAGGAGGAUAAACUUAGGAGAGAAAAAGACAAGCUAAAAAUAGCCAAUGAAUUGAUCUUAGAAAAGAACGACUUACUCAUGAAGCUGCAGACGCCUCCAACGAUCGAUGCACCGUUCCUAAAGAAAACAAAAAAGGGGGGAAGGAGGUUUUCAGUUCUGCACAGACGCAGGAAUGAACGAAUUAACAGUUACCGAAGUGAUACCAUUUUGGAUAAUUACCAGAGAGUAAAAAGCAAGCUGCUCGAGAGCAACGAGAAAUGCUAUUUUCUAUCCAAAACGAAUCUUGAAUUAUUUAGAGGAUUAAAAAAGAAAAGGAAAAAAAUUGACACGCUAAAUAAACAGAUGUCUUACCUUAAAUAUUUUUUUAAGGAAAGGGAAAAAAUGGACCGCUGUAAUGAAUAUCACUUAAAACAGGAAAACAGUACCCACAAGUGCGAUCACAUGGAAAGCAAUAAAAGUUACGCCCCAUGUGCAGAGGAGGAAUACAAGUCCACACCAACAAAUGAACAUAACUCGUCCGCGAAAAUGCGCGAUCAUGAAGAAGGGGGGGAAAUUCAAUGCCUCGAAAAAAAUUAUUACAAUUUAAAUAAUGAACACAAAAUGUUGAAGAAAAAAUACGAACUGCUAUACAAGAAGUAUGUACGAUUGCUUGGGAAAGGGUCCAAUAAGAGCAACGAGCUUGCCUUUAAACGACAGAAGGGGGAGGAAAAUGUUCCAACGCAAAGUGAUGUUAUUCACUCGUUUUACAUGAAAAGGGGGCAAGACAACUUGGGGAGACCAUUCCACCAGGGGAACAAUUUAAUAAAUUACAUAAAAGCCAAGGUCAUACAUCGGAAGAACCUACAUGAUCGCAAGUUUAGAAACUAUACGGAACAAGGUAACGACUACAGAGAUGUGCAGUUCUACGUGUCCAACGAAAUAUUAAGGAACAUGGAUGUGAAGGAUAUUGUAAACAUUCGGUACAUUUACUCCUACGCGGAAGGACCAGUAAUUCUUCCUUCCGAAAAGGAAAGCUCACCCAAUUAUAAUAUCUGUAAAUGCUGA